Messenger RNA from Condylostylus longicornis, 1155 nucleotides. RefSeq lists its product as uncharacterized. The record is from RefSeq and is a predicted model, not a curated record. Bases 188 to 955 code for a protein of 255 amino acids. The transcript has 4 exons. NCBI's taxonomy places the organism in Eukaryota, Metazoa, Arthropoda, Insecta, Diptera, Dolichopodidae.
UUAAGCCGGUUUCAAAAAUAUCACAUACAUAGCUAUUGAAUAUUAUUAAAUUAUUAAUUAAAAGAGGUGCGUGCAUUAAAAUUUAAUAAAAUAAAAAUUCAAAGUAAAUUUAAGAGAUUUUGAAUUAAAAAAAAAAAAAAAAUACCAGACAAUAAAACAAAAUAUUUCGGAAGACACAUUAAAAAUUAUGGAAUCAAAAAUUGAAAAGAGGAAAAAUGUUGCAAAAAUUGUAACACCACGCCGAAUAUGUGUUGGUCCAGCUCAAAGAGGUUUAAUGCAUAGAUUUAUUAAAAAUCGUGCUCAAAGUUUAACUGAUCUCAAUAAUAAUAAUCCAUGUGAAAAGGGUAGCCCAAUAAAAUCAGAUGUUUUAUUGACGAAAAUUGGAAGUCCAAUAGUAUCACGUGAUGAAAAAAAAUUAAAAUAUCAUUUAUCAAUAUAUUCACCAAAACCAGUUUCAAUUUGUAAAAGUGAAUCUCCAUCUGUUGAAAGAGAUGCAAAUGGAAAACCUAUAAGACGUGGUUAUAUACCAGCCAAAGAAAAAAUUCAAUUGGAAUUGAAUGAUUUUCGAAAUCGUGAAGCCGAGUUACGAGAAAGUCGUAAAAAUUCUUUAAUGAAUUUACAACCAGAUUUAUUGGCAUCAAUUAAGACAGCUGAUCUGAAUGAUACUAGAGAAUCUAUUGAUGAAACUUGUGACAAAUUAAAAUAUUCGGUAUCAAUUUCGGAAUUAAGUGAAUCUGUUGAUUCAAUUUUUUCAGAUUUUGGCGAAACUAUGAGUCCAAAUGCAAGUUUUAAUUAUCAUAAAAUCCAUAAAUUACCACAGAGAAGAAGUUUGCCAUCAACUGUUAAAAAUUUAUUUGAUGAAAUUUAUCCGAAACCUGAGGAAGAAGAAUUAAUGUCAUCGAAAAAAUUGAUAGCAAAAUGGGAAAGUAUUAUUAAAGAAAGUGCUAAAAAAUGAUUUUAAGCAAAUUAAAAUUUAUUUAGAAUCUUUUUAUAAGAUUUAUUAAAAGAUUUUGACGACACACGAUUUGUUUUUUUUUUUAUAUAUUUUAUAUAAUUUGAAAUCCAAAUUUGACAAAAAGCGAAUAAUCGCUUGUGAACAUUUUAUUGCAUUAUUUGGAUAAAAAUUGUUAUAUCAUUCGAUAUUAUUUGUAUAAA